AUGUAAACGGAAUAAUUUUUUUUUGAUUCUAGUAAUUCGAAUGAAAGGAAUUAAUGGGUGAAAUUAAAUUCAAUUAAACGUCCAAUCUCCACUAUACGAUUAUUUGAAGGAACUUUAUUUGUAAAGAGCAAGAAAUAUGAUUUUUAUAAACCAAAGUUUUUUAAGUUGUUUUCAGAUAGACUGAACAUUUAUAAUGUAAUAUAUAUAAUAAGACAUUUUAGAAUUGCAGAGAAUAAAAGGAAGUAGCAGCAUUAUUUUUAACAAAUGUCUAUUUAGAUCUUAAUUCUUAAAAUCAAUUGGAAAAGGAUAAACAUCCUAUUAUAUUAUUAGCAGGAUCCAAAAAAUAUAUAUUUAAUGCUAAAUCAUAAGAGCAAAGAUAAAAAUGGAUUGAAUAAUUCAAAAAGACUUGUAUUUUAAAUAAUUAUCGAGAUAUUUACUUAAAUCUUAAAGUUAUUGGAAAAGGAACCUAUGCAAAGGUAAGAUAUUGAAUAAAUAAGGUUCUAUUAGCCUAAAGAAAAUAAAAUUAAAAUAAAUAUGCAGUUAAGACCUUCUAAAAAUCAGCAUUAAUGGACAAAAAUAAUAAAUAAAGAGUAAAAUUAUUACUGAUAUUAAAAAGCAAGGAUUACUUAAUGAAAUCGAUUUAUUGCGUUCUUGUGAUCAUCCUAAUAUUAUUAAAUUAUAUGAAAUUUAUGAGAGUGGCGAUUACAUUUAUUUAGUGAUGGAAUUAUUAGAAGGAGGAGAAUUAUUUGACAUAAUACUAGAAACACAAUGUUUCUAAGAAUCUAAAGUGGCUUUGAUAAUGUUCAAAAUAUUUGAUGCUUUAGAAUAUUUACAUACAAAAGUAUAAUUAUUCAUAUUUAUAAACUAAGAAUAUCAUGCAUAGAGAUAUAAAACCUGAGAAUAUACUAUUAAAAGAUAAAUCUGAAAAUUUUGAUUUAAAAAUUGCUGAUUUUGGUUUAGCAUCUUACACUGAAGUUGAUCUACUUAUUACUAGAUGUGGGACUCCUGGUUAUGUUGCUCCUGAAAUUUUAGAAGAUAAGAAAUAUAAUGAGAAGGUUGAUGUCUUUAGUGCAGGAAUCAUUCUCUAUAUAUUGUAUUUAUAAGUGUAAUAUUAGACUAUCUGGACAAGCUCCAUUCUAUGGAAAUAGUGUUGAUGAAAUUAUAGAGAAAAACAGAGAUUGUUAAAUAAAUUAUAAAGAUUUGAAGGUUUCUGAAGAUGCUUUGGAUCUACUAAAGCGAUCUUUAGAACCUAAUCCAGAUUAUAGAAUUUCUUCCUUAGAGGCUCUUUCUCAUCCCUUCAUAUCCUGUUUAUACAGAAGAGAAUCUAAUCAUACUGAUGAAAUAAAUUUAGAUUAAAAUUUAAAUGAAAAAUAUAGUAUCUUAGAUAGUAUGAAAAAGUUUGGAUAAAAUGAUUUAAGAUCUAAGAUUUCCAAAUGUAAAUAAAAUGAAUUGAUUUAAUAAACACCAUUUUUGGGUGUAAGAGAAUACGAUCCUAUUAAAGCAUCAUCUGAUAGUUGGUUAAUGGAAAAGUCAAGCAUUAUAGAUUCAAAAUAGAUAUUUUGUUCACCAAAUAUAAAGUAAUAAUCAUCUGAUUCUGAUUGUUCUAUUCUAAGUACUCCUGAAUCCAGAAAAGAAACUUAAAGAUAAAUAUAAUUUAGUGCACUUUAAUAAAUAGCUUUUCGACAAUCUCCUAGUUAAUCUAUUUAUUCACCUUAAAGUUAAUAAAAACCUUAACUAUAAAUGAAUCUUAAGAAAGCUAAUUAAAUUAGAGAUUAACUAAAGAAAUUAGGCUCAUGA
This is a messenger RNA of Paramecium primaurelia, 1797 nucleotides long. The record is from the annotation of a GenBank genome assembly. NCBI's taxonomy places the organism in Eukaryota, Ciliophora, Oligohymenophorea, Peniculida, Parameciidae.